Messenger RNA from Musa acuminata subsp. malaccensis (wild Malaysian banana), 1849 nucleotides. RefSeq names its product transcription factor SRM1. Gene Ontology annotation, molecular function: DNA binding. Lineage: Eukaryota; Viridiplantae; Streptophyta; Magnoliopsida; Zingiberales; Musaceae. The record is from RefSeq and is a predicted model, not a curated record.
AGCUUUGUAGUCCGCCGCAGGGUUUAGAGGAGGUUCUCGGUGUUCGGAUCUCACACGUCUCCUCGGAUCCUUCUCCUUCCAGUUUCUUCGAUUUCUCCCGUGCAGCUGCUCCUCUUCCCGUGAACUCCAUACACGUGGUUUCGAUUCGACUGUGAAGUCGUAAAUACAUAAUCGAUGGGAAUUGGACUUGAGCGAUUGGUAUGAUGUUGUGCGAGUGCGGCUUCUGGAUCGAUCAGUAGAAACAAAAAGGUGGGUGCCUUUCUGGUGUUCUUGGUUGGGAUGGUCUCUUUCGAUUGCCCACUCCCGAAACCCCAACUGCAUUCUUGUUGCCUUUUUAGUCAGGUGUUGGCUUCCCUAUCUCUUCUAGGUAAUUUCAGGAACCCCCAUUUUAUGUCGGGUAGUGAACCUGGAUGUAAUCUCAUCUUCUCUUCGCCUUUCCAAUUGAGGGUCAUUGGGUGCAUUUAUCUCAGCUUAUUGUUGCAUCGAUUGGUUAUCCUUCCUUGCAAUGCUUCCCCUUGACACUUAUGUGUUUUCCUUCUGCAUGCUUGAAAUGUUUCUGUAGAAUUAUUUUGGGCAUGAUUUCCAGCUACAAUUAUCUAGUUAGUAACUGUUGUUGCUGAGAUUUGGCAUCCAAGAGCUACUUGAGUGAACUCAGUGAAGGUUCCUGUCUUGCACUUGUGAGUCACUUGACUGGUUUUGGGGAGUUUUGGGAAACCUCUUUUGCUUGCUUCAAUCCUUUUCUUCGGUGAAGAACAAGUUUGAUCUGCUGCUAAAUUGGGGGGAUGGUGAUGGAAGAAGCAAGCUGCAGUCCAUCGUGGACUAGGGAGCAGGAUAAGGCAUUUGAAUAUGCUCUGGCCACUCACCAUGAGGAUUGCGACAACCGGUGGGAGAAAAUUGCUGUGGAUGUGCCUGGGAAAACCAUUGAGGACAUCAAGCACCAUUACGAACUUCUUGUGGAGGAUGUCAAUGGCAUCGAGUCCGGCCGGGUGCCCUUGCCUUGCUACCCAUCUUCCUCGGAAGGUGGUGACCUGGCCAAUGAAGGUGGCGGGAGCAAAAAGGGAGGCCACUCUCAUGGUGAUUCUGCCCAUGGUGGGAAAGCAUCGAGAUCUGAUCAAGAGCGCAGAAAGGGGAUAGCAUGGACCGAGGAUGAGCACAGAUUAUUUCUUCUUGGACUUGAGAAGUACGGAAAAGGUGAUUGGAGGAGCAUAUCUCGGAACUUUGUGAUCUCAAGAACACCUACACAAGUUGCAAGUCAUGCACAGAAGUACUUUAUUCGGUUGAACUCGAUGAACAAAGAUCGGAGAAGAACAAGCAUCCAUGACAUAACCACUGUGACCAACGGAGACACACCGACUCCUCAAGGGCCAAUCACUGGUCAAAUAAAUGCAUCUGUGGCAACUGCAGGGAAGUCUGCCAAACAUUCUCUUCAAUCAGCUGCCGACCCAGCUGGAGUUGGUAUCUUUGGAACUACCAUCGGGCAGCCGGUGGUCGGUGGUCCUCUUAUGCCUGCAGUAGGCACUCCGGUAAAUCUUCCUGUUCCUGCUGGAUCCCAUAUCGGCUAUCCGGUGCGAACCCCAGCGAGCAUCUCAUCGACUACCUAUCAGAUGCCUCCCACAUCAUCUGGUAGCUGAGUACAAGGGAAUCUUGAAGUAGAAGAGAAUGCUGCAGCUCCACCUUGCAUCUACUUCUCAUUAAUGUCAAGUAAGCUAAGAGAUGCAAGCACAUUUAUGGAUGACUGUGUUCUGGAUUUGUACAACUACUUGAUUACUGUCUGGAUCAUGUCAAAAUAAGCUAUUAAAGGAAACUAUUGAUUCAGGAAUGCAACAUGAGAAAGUUGUGGCAAUCAAAA